Rubroshorea leprosula is the source of this 1696-nucleotide messenger RNA. The record is from the annotation of a GenBank genome assembly. Lineage: Eukaryota; Viridiplantae; Streptophyta; Magnoliopsida; Malvales; Dipterocarpaceae.
ACCCAAUUGGUCAGGUGAAACAAACUAUAUGCAUAAGUAAAGCUUACUUUUUUCAGUUUUUGUAAAAGUCUUUGGUCUCCAUUAGAACUUUUCCUUUUUAAUUUCCGGAGCGCUGUCCUGGAGGAGUAAAAAACAUGGGUGAAAAUGCAGAGCAGGACAAUCAGUCUCCAUUGCUGGGAGCUUCUUCUUCAUCAGAUGUAUCUGUACGACAAGGCUCUGUCAAAAGAACUGGAACUGUGUGGACUGCAAUGGCACAUAUCAUAACAGGAGUGAUUGGGGCAGGAGUACUAUCUCUUGCGUGGAGUGUUGCUCAGCUAGGAUGGAUUGCAGGCCCAGUAUGCAUGUUAAUCUUUGCUGCUAUCACUCUUCUUUCCACGUACCUUAUCUGUGACCUCUACAGAUAUCCUGACCCUGAAUAUGGCUCCAUCAGACUCAAGUCCUUAAUGGAUGCUGUCAAGUUGUAUUUGGGAGAGAAGAACCAGAAGGUGUGUGGAGUGAUUGUACAGGAAAGCUUUUAUGGGUGUGGAAUUGCCUACACCAUCACAUCUGCUAGCAGCGUCAAGGCUAUUCUAAAAUCAAAUUGUUACCACAGAGAAGGGCAUGAUGCUUCAUGCAAUUAUGGGGAUACCUUAUUUAUGCUGCUAUUUGGAGUUGUCCAGAUUGUAGUGUCACAAAUACCAGAUUUUCAUAACAUGCAAUGGCUAUCAGUUGUAGCUGCCAUCAUGUCAUUUUCGUACUCCUUCAUAGGGGCUGGGCUUGGCGUUGCAAAAGUGAUAGAAAAUGGGAAGAUAUUGGGGAGUAUUACAGGAGUGCCCACUUCUAGUGUUGCUGACAAGUUAUGGUUGAUCUUCCAGGCACUGGGAGAUAUUGCCUUUGCUUACCCAUAUGCAAAUAUUGUUCUAGAGAUACAGGACACUUUGAAGUCACCUCCACCAGAAAACAAGACCAUGAAAAAGGCAUCAAUGGUUGCAAUCAUUGUGACAACGUUAUUCUAUCUUUGCUGUGGAUGCUUUGGAUAUGCAGCCUUUGGUAACGACACACCUGGAAACCUCUUGACAGGAUUUGGAUUUUAUGAGCCAUACUGGCUCAUUGACUUUGCUAAUGCUUGCGUUGUUCUUCAUCUUGUUGGAGGAUAUCAGAUUUUUAGUCAACCCGUGUUCACAUUUGUGGAGAGAUGGUUUAGCAGUAAGUUCCCUGACAGCAGAUUUGUGAAUUGCAACUAUGAGAUUAAACUCCCUACGCUGCCUCCUCUUCAGAUGAGUCUUUUCAGGUUAUGCUUUCGAACAGCAUAUGUCGUGUCCACAACUGCCAUUGCAAUGCUCUUUCCAUACUUCAACCAAGUAUUAGCAGUUUUGGGGGCUUUGAACUUCUGGCCUUUGGCUAUAUAUUUUCCGGUGGAAAUGUACUUUGUCAAGAAGAAAAUAGGACCAUGGACGAAGACAUGGAUUGCUCUCAAGACUUUCAGCUUUGUUUGCUUGAUCGUGUCAAUAUUGGGACUUAUUGGGUCGGUUGAAGGAAUUAUAAGUGCCAAAUUUGGCUAGAAUACUUGUGUAGUUACCUUUUGUUUACACCUAAUUUUACAACAAAUAAAAUGUUACCACGUGUCACUUAUGUUGGCAGAUAUUUCAUUGAUUGGCAGAUAUUUCAUUGAUUGAAAGUUGGUGUAAAUUUUUUCGGAUAAAGUUGAGUGGUUAUC